Messenger RNA from Sinocyclocheilus grahami, 946 nucleotides. RefSeq names its product interferon regulatory factor 4-like. Lineage: Eukaryota; Metazoa; Chordata; Actinopteri; Cypriniformes; Cyprinidae. Gene Ontology annotation, cellular component: nucleus. Gene Ontology annotation, biological process: regulation of transcription by RNA polymerase II; immune system process. Bases 30 to 854 code for a protein of 274 amino acids. The record is from RefSeq and is a predicted model, not a curated record. The transcript is spliced from 6 exons. Gene Ontology annotation, molecular function: DNA-binding transcription factor activity, RNA polymerase II-specific; protein binding; RNA polymerase II cis-regulatory region sequence-specific DNA binding.
GGGCAGCACGCGCUCCUGUACUUUCUGCAAUGUGUUCAGAUGAAGAGCGCUCGAUGGCGGGGGGCUCCGGUAACGGAAAGUUGCGUCGGUGGCUGAUAGAGCAGGUGGACACCGGAAAAUACCCUGGACUCGUGUGGGAGAACGAUGAGAAGAGUAUCUUUCGGAUUCCGUGGAAGCACGCGGGCAAGCAGGACUACAACAGGGAGGAGGAUGCUGCGCUCUUCAAGAUUUCAAUACAUGAUUACCGCUUACAUGUGGUGGUGUUUUACCGGGACACUCUGGUGCGAGAGGUAACAGUGAGUAGUCCAGAGGGCUGUCAGCUGGGCCCUAGCAGAGAGGGACAGGCCUACGCUUCACCUGGGGCCCCAGAACUGGUUGAACUCCCUCAUGCUGAAGGGGCAUCUCUGGAGCGUGGCGUUACACUCUGGAUGGCCCCUGACGGGCUCUACGCCCGUCGUCGCUGCCCCUGCAGGGUGUACUGGGAGGGAGCUCACGCACCACCUACCGACAAGCCCAACAAGCUGGAGAGAGAACAGAACUGCAAACUGCUGGACACUCAUCUGUUCAUAACAGAGUUGCAGAGUUACACCUUGCACGCUCGUCCUGCGCCAUGUUCCCAAGUGCUGCUAUUCUUUGAGGAUGAGAGCACCGAUACUCAAAGACCAAGAAGGACCUUCACAGUGCAGGUUGAGCCACUGUUUGCUCGCCAGCUUCUUUUCCUCACCCACCCUGGCAGCAUGAACUAUAUCCGCAGCCAUGAGCUUUCACACCUGCCCCCUGAACACAACCUCUCCCCGACCCAAGACUACCACAGAGUCAUCACGCAUCACCAUAACAAUGGCCCUCAAAACUGACCUUGGCGGUUUGUCACUCCACUCUUAAUCCUGGAUUAACAUCUUGUUUAACCCAGGGUUAAAGCAAGUUUUUAUCCUGGGUUAAAGGGAUA